This is a messenger RNA of Fonsecaea multimorphosa CBS 102226, 768 nucleotides long. RefSeq lists its product as uncharacterized. Bases 1 to 768 code for a protein of 255 amino acids. The record is from RefSeq and is a predicted model, not a curated record. NCBI's taxonomy places the organism in Eukaryota, Fungi, Ascomycota, Eurotiomycetes, Chaetothyriales, Herpotrichiellaceae. The transcript has a single exon.
AUGUCUCAAGUGAUCCCUCAGUCUUCCGAUCCCACAAUCCGCUAUCUCUCCACCACGCAAGCUUACGACCUUUGGUCGGCUGUGUAUGACACAGACGGCAAUUUCCUGCAGGCCUUGGACACGAUUGAGAUGAAAAUUCUGAUCCCACGAAUGCUCAGGAUCCUGGAAGACCGAGUUUCCUACCCCCGACCGUGGACAUUGGUGGACUUGGGAUGCGGAACGGGCAGGAACACGGCAGCUUUGCUGGAGGUAGAGGAUGCUGCGUCAGUAGUUGGGCUCGAUCUCAGUCCUGGCAUGCUCGAGGUGGCGAGAGAUCGAUUGCAGAGGUUCCAUGCAAAUGGCAAAUUGGAGCUCAAGGUGUAUGACAUGUUGCAAGAGCCCUCGCCGCCAGAGUGUGCCGUCGGCGCAGAUGCCGUGGUGUCGACACUAGUCAUCGAACAUAUCCCUGCGGACGUCUUCUUUGCCACAGUCGCCAAAAUUCUCAAACCCGGGGGGAUCUUAGUGCUGACCAACAUGCACUCAGACAUGGGCCAAAUCAGUCAAGCUGGGUUUAUUGAUCCGCAAACGGGUGAGAAGAUCCGACCAACCAGCUACUCACACACUUUGGCCGAAGUUGAGGCUGCUGCUUCGGAAAAGGGGUUUGAGGUGCUGGGACAGAUCGAGGAGAGGAGAGUGGACGAGUCAAUGGUUGCAGGCCUGGGACAGCGAUCGGAGAAGUGGGUGGGCGUGACGGUAUGGUUUGGGGGCAUUCUCAGAAAAAGUAGAUGA